This is a messenger RNA of Melanotaenia boesemani (Boeseman's rainbowfish), 1208 nucleotides long. RefSeq names its product F-box only protein 6-like. The transcript has 5 exons. Gene Ontology annotation, biological process: SCF-dependent proteasomal ubiquitin-dependent protein catabolic process; glycoprotein catabolic process. The coding region runs from base 190 to 942 and encodes 250 amino acids. Gene Ontology annotation, molecular function: protein binding; ubiquitin protein ligase activity. The record is from RefSeq and is a predicted model, not a curated record. Gene Ontology annotation, cellular component: SCF ubiquitin ligase complex; cytoplasm. NCBI's taxonomy places the organism in Eukaryota, Metazoa, Chordata, Actinopteri, Atheriniformes, Melanotaeniidae.
UGGUAAAAAGCGACCGACGUAUAAGGAAACGCACGACAUGAAGAAGAGAAAUAUUUAAGAAUUUAGAGGGACCAGUAAUUGUUUCAGCAUUGAGCUGCGAUAUAAGUAAAUACUUAAAAGUUAGAUUGUAUGCCAAGUGACGUUAUCUUAGCUGAUACAAACAUGUCCGUCACUAGCUUUUCCUAAGACAUGGACAGGAAAGCUAGAGCCAUGGUUGCAACUUACAGCAACGAUUCAAACACCAGUGCGACACCACCUAAAGCAGCGCAAGCGUCAACUCCGAUUGUAGUUGGACUUACUUUCCCACUUCCUCUGGACAUCCUGGAGGAAAUCUUCCUGCAUCUUCCCCACCAUCAGGUGGUGUUGACGUGUCGGUUAGUGUGCCAUCAGUGGAAACAAGUGGCUGACAGUGACUUUUUCUGGAGAGAAAGGUGCAGAAGAGAAGGAUAUCACCUCAGAGAUGCUUCCAAAACACCUGAUGACUGGAGGUUGUUUUAUUUCUUGUGCAAGACGAGAAGAAAUCUCAUUCAGAAUCCAAGAGGGGAAAAUAAAAUGAAGGGUUGGAAAAUCAUGGAGAAUGGAGGUGAUAAGUGGGCAGUACACUUACCAAGAGUGCCACAUCCAAAUGAGGCAAUUAAGACAAAUUUUGUGACCUCGUAUUUGUAUGCACCUCGUACGGACUGUGGCUGUGAAUAUAUGAUCUUUGUGCAGCUGCUGAAUCAAGACAAGAAGGUUGUUGCUGAAUUUACUCCUGAUACUGUUUACUUUCCUCAGUGGAAUGAUGAGCGAUGGCAUCAGAUGACUCAUGUUUUCAAGGAUUAUGGACCAGGAGUCAGAUACAUCCAUUUUGUCCAUGGUGGCAAAGAUACACAGUUCUGGGCAGGAUGGUAUGGCAUUCGUUUAACAGAGAGCUGUGUUGAAGUAUGCCCUGCAGAUGACUGAUGGUAACACUGUGAUAGAUGACAGAUUUAAAUACCUUACAUUCCCUGAUAAAAAAAUCACCUCAGGUUAUUGGCCUGCAAAGCCCCUUUUUUCAUCAGAACCACCCUGACCAGUUACAGGAUGAAUAAAUGGCCUUUCUGGUCUUAUUUGUGACUUUAUUAACAUUGCCUGUUGAUAAAUGUUUCAUUGUAAGUCUAAGUGUCUGUCAGUCAAGCUUGAAAUCCCUUUGAAUUCUUUUAAAGCUUUAUUGAUGAUUUCAAGCAUCA